AUCAUCAAUUUUAACGGCUCAGAUCAUUUACUGUACGUAAACUUCCGGCCUUGUAUAUACAUAUAUAUAAUAUAUAUUCAUAGGAAAGACUCUUCAUCUUCUUCUCAUCUCAAUCUCCUCCUCUGCUUUACAAUGGCAAAGAGUAUUAUAAUCUACGGGCUGCUCAUAACAUUCCUCCUGUUAACACCUACCCACCAUCUCAUGCUCGUCAAUGGUAGGAUCCAGAUGAGAAACGUACCUAUGGAAUCAAUUCUAGAAGAUCUAGAGAACUGUCACAAGAUUGAUCCGAGAUUGUGGGCCCCAGACACCGAUUUCUCGAAACUACGACUGUGGGAUCGGCCGGAAGUCGGCGACAGAGCGGCUUAUUUCGCCUAUAUCCAGCAGAAGUUAAGAGUUCCUGAAGAGAUCCAAAGCAUUUGCCAUCUUUCCAAAGGUGUUUACUCGAUCCGAAGCAGACCUCUUAGAAGGAAACGAAAUGUUACGAGCCAAGGAGUAAUUUUUAUUCAGAGUACGGAACUCAUGAUGCAAAUCGAAACUCCGCCGCAUUAUUCUGCGGGUGAAAGCUGGGAAUAUGCGGGCUCAGAAAUAAUGGUUCGUAGAGAACCGCACGAAUCUGAUUGCCGUGUGAAGACGCUCAGAAGAAUGAAUUGUUUCGAGAGAGAACUCUAUCGUGCUAUGUUGUCGGAGCCAUCGAUCCAGUUGGACGAAUUCUCUAAGGGGAUGAAAAGAGGCUCUAUAUGGUUGGUGCACUGAUCUCUCUACUAAGAAUCAUAUUAGUGUUACUGCAGUUCUUCUCUUUUUUUUUUCUCUUUUUUCUUUUUUCUUUUUUUUUCUCGUAACCCUCACUAUGUCUCUUUUUAGUUCCUUUCUUCGAUCUCAAUUAAGAUUCCAAC
This is a messenger RNA of Ananas comosus (pineapple), 893 nucleotides long. RefSeq lists its product as uncharacterized. The coding region runs from base 133 to 753 and encodes 206 amino acids. The record is from RefSeq and is a predicted model, not a curated record. Lineage: Eukaryota; Viridiplantae; Streptophyta; Magnoliopsida; Poales; Bromeliaceae. The transcript is spliced from 2 exons.